CGGGCACGUGGCCGACAGGCGGAAGAAGUUUGAAGCGGAUUUAUGGAUUAGAUUACAACACCGGCGACAUUAGAAACACAACACCGACUGACUCUUAAACCUUUUUUGUUGUUGUUUAACUCAAAACCCUCGACGACGUUGUGUCAUAAAGUGCUAAAACGCGGGAAAGGGCGCCAUUACGGAGACGCUGCUCUACGGUUUCCUUGACAACGCAGCGCCUCGUCAUGAGCGAGUCGAGCGGGGAAGACGGGAAGUGGCUGGACGCCCACUACGACCCGGUGGCGGGCCUGCGCACCUUCACUUCCUGCGUAGCCCUGGCCGACCUGAGCGGGGACGGGGACGGCCGCCUGGUGGUGGCCGACCUGGGCGGCGGCGGCGGCGGCUCGGCGGCCAUGAAACUGAAGGUGUACCGCGGGACGGCGCUGACCAGCGAGAGCGUCCUGCUGGACCUUCCGUGCGGCCUGGUCUCCUUCUUCAUGGACCUGCAUGAGCCGCGCGUUCCCGCCGUGGCCGUGGCGUCCGGACCUUGCGUUUACGUCUACAAGAACCUCAGGCCCUACUUCAAGUUCACGCUGCCCGGGCUCGACGUCAACACGCUUGAGCAGGAUGUGUGGCAGCAGGCCAGGGAGGGGCACAUUGACCCCCCCGCCCUCAAGGAGAUGCUGGAGAGCGUCAGGAAGAAGGCUGACGUGCCAUUAUCCGGGCGCUCUCUCCACUUCCUGUCUCUGGAUGCCGAGCACCUGGAAGACUUUGUCCAGCUGCACAAACCGCAACCAAUCAAACGACAGACCGUCAUCACGUGCAUGGCGACCCUGAAGAAAAGCACGGCGGACGAGGACGGCGUCAGCUGCCUGGUGAUCGGCACGGAGAGCGGACAUCUUUACGUGCUCGACCCCGAGGCCUUCGUCGUCCUCGCAAAGAUGGCGCUGCCGGCCGCGCCCACCACGAUGGACGUGACGGGUCAGUUCGACGUGGAGUUCCGGAUCACGGCGGCGUGUCGGAACGGGAACAUCUACAUCCUGCGCAGGGACUCGGACAAAGCCAAGUACUGCGUGGAGCUGUCGUCGCAUCCCGUCGGCCUGCUGAGAGUGGGCAAGAACGUGGUGGUGGGAACGGUGGACCGGAACCUGCAGGGAUUCACGCAGAAGGGUAAGAAGCUGUGGAAGGUGGUCCUCCCGGCCCCCAUCUGUACCAUGGCCACCAUGGACCUCCCUGCUCGAGGCUUCCAGGCGGUUCUGGUGGGUCUGGCCAACUGCGAGGUCCAGCUGUACCGGGACAAGAACCUGGUGAGCGCCAUCAAGACUCCGAACGCGGUGAGCGCCAUCUGCUUCGGGCGCUACGGGCGCGAGGACGGGACCCUGGUCAUGACCAUGAAGGGCGGCGGCCUGAUGGUGAAAAUCCUCAAGAGGACGGCAGAGUUCCGAGAGCGGGACACCACUCCAGGACCCCCAGCCGCCCAGAGCGUCCGCCUCAACGUGCCCAAGAAGACCAAACUGUACGUGGACCAGACCCUGAGGGAGCGCGAGAACGGCCCCGCCAUGCACCGGGCCUUCCAGAUGGACCUGGUCCGCCUGCGACUGGCGGCGGCCCAGGCCUACGCCAAGGCCCUGGAGUGCAGUCUGACCCCCGUUUCGUCCGGUCCCGGGCGGUCGCUCAAGAUGAACGCCGUGGUCCAGGGUCUGGGCCCAUCCUUCAAACUCACGCUCAACGUGCAAAACACGGCGGCGUGCCGACCGGUCCUCAAGCUGGCCGUCAGCUUCGCGUACGACGACGCCUUGUACAGGGUGAGAAACCCGUUCAUGAAGAUCCCCAUGCUGGUGCCCGGACUGGUCUACCCGGUCCAGACCCUGGUGGAGUGCACCAGCGACAAAGGCAUCUCUGACAUCAUUAAAGUUUUCGUGCUGCACGAGGAGCAGAGCACGCCGCUGCUCACCGCGCACAUCAACAUGCCCGUCAGCGAGGGAAGCAACUGAGACGCUUCACUUAGUUCGCCUUAGCUUAGCCUAGCUCCGUUUAGCUUUCAAGGAUGGACGGCGGCAGGAAGUGUUUGUGCAGCGAGGAAGGCGACACCAUGACCUUGAGCAGAAAAGUAGGCGCAUCCAAGAUUGGCAUUGUUGACAAUUAGCAUUCCGGGACUCCCAACAAGAUUGAUUUAGAUCAUCGGUUCUCAACUGUUGUCACCCUGGGACCCGCGUUAUCUAUUGUCGCCAAGUCGCCGCCCACUUUUACAGGAGUUAAGAACAAUAAAGAACGUUUAGAGUUAAAAAAUAGCAGUAUAUCAAAUUUUUAAACAGAACUACAUGUUCAAAGGGCCUUGAUAAGAAACUGAAGAUGAACAAGAUGACAGCAUGUACAAAAAUGCAUAUCUUGGCACCGAUCUUUUCGGGAAAGUGCACAAUGAAUACGUUUUUCUUUUGUGGGAAAUAAUGCAGACCAAAGCAACUGCCGCGUUUGCCACAGUCUGGGAUUAUUACGUUAUAAAAACACCAAACCUUUUUUAUGCUGCCGCUCAAAGUUGCAUGUACACUUCGUAAUCAUUUUCUGAGUAAUGCUAUUUUUGAAAGAAAAGGCUAGUUUGGGAUGCGCAUGAAAUAUUUCACUCCUCGUACGGCGUGAUCUAAGGGCGCGAUCCACUUUUGGGGCCCCGACCCACCGGUUGAGAAUCACUGAUUUAGAUCAUGGUCGUCUUUACGAAGGGUUAGGGUUAAGGGUUGCGGUUAGACGGGUUAGGGUUAAAGCGCUUACGCUAUUCAUGCAUCCAACCGUUGGUCAUGUAGUCCCGUGUUUCCCAACCUCCAUUGAGCCAACGCACCUAUUUUACUGGAGGGGGGACGAAGAAUGAUGAUAACUGUACUUGGUGUGAAAUGUUAGCCUGCUGAAUGGAACACUUUGCUCGAGUUCUUUGGGAUGAACGACAACAGCUGAAUACGCGGAUUCAUUGGAUAUUCUGCCAUUUAGUGGAAGAGCAUUUCAUUGUUCCGCCUGUCACUAUACGUCGCUGGCAAAGAUACGUGAAUUGUAGUCAAUAAAUAAUGAUCAUUUUCGGACCAA
Messenger RNA from Phycodurus eques (leafy seadragon), 3051 nucleotides. RefSeq names its product Bardet-Biedl syndrome 1 (gene bbs1). The coding region runs from base 225 to 1973 and encodes 582 amino acids. Gene Ontology annotation, molecular function: patched binding; smoothened binding. The record is from RefSeq and is a predicted model, not a curated record. Gene Ontology annotation, cellular component: axoneme; centrosome; BBSome. NCBI's taxonomy places the organism in Eukaryota, Metazoa, Chordata, Actinopteri, Syngnathiformes, Syngnathidae. The transcript is spliced from 7 exons. Gene Ontology annotation, biological process: protein localization to cilium; non-motile cilium assembly.